AUGGCAUUCCUGGACCAGGAACAAAGCUCCAAAGAGCUGGAUUUGGAGGAGAUAACUAGGGAAAUUUCUUUUCUUGACAAAUGGAGGGAAAUCUUUAGUUAUCACAGGUUGGGAACCAAUAAUACAACUUCUCAGAAUCAUGGAGGCAGCCAUGUGUCUGCUGAUAAGAGUGAAGAUGGACCAGGAACCCCUCAGCCCAAAAGACAAGGACUCUUGCCAUCAAGUGGCCCUUGUUCUGCUCCCAAGCCCUCCAUCAUCUCUUCAAAGUGGAACAGCUUUCCUGUCUCCCUAGCAAUGGCCACGAAGCUGCAGCAGAGCCUCUUUGGAAAUACGGUCUAUGUCUUCAGCUGUGAUUGGAAAAAGGCCUGUUUCAGGUUCCAUGAUCCUUUUUCUGACCUGGCUUUUGCUUUGGAAGUGGAAAAGGGAGGUGCCCAAAGUGUUCAGAUGGCCGUACAAGGAUUGAUCAUCAAGUACUUGCUGUUUACAAGGGAGGAGAAAGACAGUAACUUCCACAGUCUAUGUGCAAUAAGCAAGCAAGAGCAGAAGCAGGCCCUGGCUGCGGCACUCGCUGGUAUCCUGUGGGUGGCAGGAGAAGCUCAGAAGGCCACUGUCUGUCUUAUCACUGAGGACAUUCAAGUCACCUCAACUCUUGACUAUGCUGAGGACAAUUUCACUGAGAGGCUCCAGCUGUUUGAAGUUUCGGAGAAAGAGGCCACUGAGAAAUUCAUCUAUGAUCAUUUACAAUGUUUCAGUGGGGAAGGAAGCCAUGGUGUCAUCCUGUUUCUUUACAGCCUGAUCUUCUCCAGAACAUUUGAAAGGCUUCAGAAGGACCUGGAUGUCUCCGCCAUUCAUCUGCUACAACCAAAUGCUGGAGGCUUCCUAUGCAGGCAGGCAGUUUUGAACAUGGUUUUAACUGGAAGAGCAAGUCCACAUGUCUUUAAUGGCUGUCAAAAUGGAAAGUCUCAAGAAAUGCUACAUGGAGUCCCAGCACGCAGUGACAUUGGCUAUUUGCAGUGGGGGAAGCGCACCUCAGAGGAUGGGCUUUCCCAGGUGGGCAGCAUGCUGAAGACUCCCAAAUUGCCCAUUUGGCUGUGCAACAUCAAUGGAAGCUACAGUGUCCUUUUUAGCACAAACAGGCAGCUCCUAGCAGACUGGAAAGCGGAGCAGCGGUUUGAUCUGCACUGGUACUGUGGGCAGACCUUCCAGAAAAAGCCUGCCCGUCUUACAGUGGAUACUCACUCCCAUCACUGGGAAAGAGACCAGUGUGAGGAGGAACAUGGACCAGGAAGACGGUGUUCUCCAGUGGAGAUGGCAAUCAGAACUAAGUGGAGAGAAGCCACCAUUAACUGGAAUGGAACUGUUCCCUUUUUCUAA
This is a messenger RNA of Pipistrellus nathusii (Nathusius's pipistrelle), 1374 nucleotides long. NCBI's taxonomy places the organism in Eukaryota, Metazoa, Chordata, Mammalia, Chiroptera, Vespertilionidae. The record is from the annotation of a GenBank genome assembly.